Perkinsus marinus ATCC 50983 is the source of this 1893-nucleotide messenger RNA. Its product is annotated as arginyl-tRNA synthetase, putative. Gene Ontology annotation, cellular component: cytoplasm. Bases 38 to 1846 code for a protein of 602 amino acids. Gene Ontology annotation, biological process: arginyl-tRNA aminoacylation. NCBI's taxonomy places the organism in Eukaryota, Perkinsozoa, Perkinsida, Perkinsidae. The transcript has 12 exons. Gene Ontology annotation, molecular function: arginine-tRNA ligase activity; ATP binding. The record is from RefSeq and is a predicted model, not a curated record.
AGUUUCCUUUUCCUCUUCCUUUUCCUUCUUGUUAUCCAUGAAGCCAGUAUCCAGUCAAGUACAUGAGGCCUUCGGUAAGGCGUUGAGGUCCACCAUACCCUCGAACUUACAGGCAUCUUGUCCGGAUCCGAUGGUCGCUACUGCCAAUCCUAAAUUUGGGGAUUAUCAAUGCAACAACGCCAUGGGGUUGGCGAAGAAGUUCAAGUCAGAACUUCCUGAUGGAAUGAAAAUUCCAAAGCAAAUCGGCGAGAAGAUCAAAUCCAAUUUGAUGGAAGAAUCUCCUGAGGAAUUCGAAAGUGUCACCGUCGCCCCCGCUGGUUUUGUUACGGUCAAACUCUCCUCUGGCUGGAUCGCCAAGCAGUUGACAUCAAGUGUUCUCGGAGAAUGCAAAGAUGGUAAAGUUACUUUGGAUUUGCCGAAUAAGGAAGCCCCGAGGAAGGUCAUCGUUGACAUGUCUAGUCCGAACAUCGCCAAGGAAAUGCAUGUCGGACAUUUGAGGAGUACCAUCCUCGGCGAGACCGUCAGUCGAAUACUCGAAUACUCCGGAAAUGAUGUUCAUCGUAUUAAUCAUGUCGGCGAUUGGGGUACUCAAUUUGGUAUGUUGAUUGAACACAUGAAGGAUGCUUAUCCUGACUUCCUCCAUCACACCCCGGAAGUCUCCGAUCUUCAGACCUUCUACAAGGCCGCUAAGAAACGUUUUGACGAGGAGCCCGAUUUCAAGAAGCGUUCUCAAGAAGAAGUCGUCGCCCUCCAGUCGGGCGAUGAAUACGCGAGGAAGGCCUGGCAGAUUUGCUGUGACAUUUCGAGGAAGAGUUUCGAAGAGGUGUAUAAUCGUCUUGGCAUUGAAGGGUUGAAGGAACAAGGCGAAAGUUUCUACAACGAAAUGAUCGGACCGACUGUGGAGACGUUGGAGAAGGAGGGCCUCGUGGUCGAGUCAAACGGCGCGAAGUGUAUCUUCACUGAUGUUGAUGAUGUGCCGAUGAUGGUCGUUAAGAGUGAUGGUGGUUACGGCUAUGAUAGUACUGAUGUGACGGCGGUGUGGUAUCGAUUAACUCAACUACACGCUGAUGAAGUUGUUUAUAUUACCGACCUCGGACAAGAAGUUCAUUUCAAGAAGCUCUUUGAAGUCGCCAAGAUGGCCGGUUGGCAUCAUCCUCCUCAAACUAAACUCGAAUACCUCGGCUUUGGUGUUGUCUGUGGUGAUGAUGGCAAAAAAUUCAAAACUCGAUCGGGCGCCACUGUGAAGUUGACUGACCUUCUCGAUGAGGCCGAGGACAGAGCGAAGAAGGAAUUGGAGUCGAGACUUAACGCGGGUGAAGGGGAGGCGGCCGGACGAUCGACCGGACUCACCGAGGAAGAAUUCGAUAGAGCAUCGAAGAUUAUUGGUGUUGCAUCUGUUCGAUACUUUGACUUACGCCAAAACAGAACUACCAAUUAUAUAUUUAACUUCGACAAGAUGCUCGACCCGAAGGGCAACACUGCGGUCUUCCUCCUCUACGCAUAUGCCAGAAUCUGCAGUAUCCUUAGGAAGGCCAAUUUCGAUUACCAUUCCGGGCUCGACUACUCCUCUGAAGAGGUCACCAUCACUGAGGAGAAGGAGCGGGCCUUGGCUUUGGAGAUCCUCCGCUUCGCUGAAGUGAUGCAAUCCGUCUUGGCCGAUCUCCAGUGCCAUCGACUUUGUGAGUACAUGUGGGAUCUCACUAACAGGUUCACCGCCUUCUACACCGAAUGCAAGGUUGUUGGAUCGGAUCAGGAGCGUUCUCGACUUCUUCUGUGUGAGGCCACCAGACGUGUUUUAGCCCAGUGUUUCGACAUCCUCGAUAUCACACCUCUCGAGAGGAUCUAAGUUUCCACAUCGUCCCUCAAGUCACUGCCGUGAUGACGUUACACUUC